Lentinula edodes (shiitake mushroom) is the source of this 720-nucleotide messenger RNA. RefSeq names its product Phospholipase/carboxylesterase/thioesterase. Lineage: Eukaryota; Fungi; Basidiomycota; Agaricomycetes; Agaricales; Omphalotaceae. The transcript is spliced from 5 exons. Bases 1 to 720 code for a protein of 239 amino acids. Gene Ontology annotation, biological process: protein depalmitoylation. Gene Ontology annotation, cellular component: cytoplasm. The record is from RefSeq and is a predicted model, not a curated record. Gene Ontology annotation, molecular function: palmitoyl-(protein) hydrolase activity; carboxylic ester hydrolase activity.
AUGGCUUCAGUAGCGACAGCUCUUCAUUCCCUCACUGUUCCUGCAGCGAAGAAACAUACAGCAACGGUCAUCUUUGUUCAUGGACUGGGAGACACUGGACAUGGUUGGGAGCCCGUCGCGAAUAUGUUCAAAAAAGAACCCACCCUCGGACAUGUGAAAUGGGUGCUGCCUCAUUCACCUCAAUCUCCGGUUACUGCGAAUAUGUGCAUGGUGAUGCCGUCCUGGUUCGAUAUUAAAUCAUUUGGCUUUAAAGACGUCGAAGAUGAAGCAGGGAUGCUCAAGAGCAAAGCCUCUCUUACACAGUUGAUCGACGCAGAGUUGGCUGCAGGACUGGCACCGAACCGUAUUAUACUCGGUGGAUUUAGCCAGGGAGCAGCAAUGUCGCUCCUCACUGGUCUGUCAUUAGACAAACAGCUUGCGGGGAUAGUUUGCUUGAGCGGCUGGGUGCCCAUCAAGGAUACAUUACAGAAAAUGCUCGCACCUCAUUCGAAACAAAUGCCCAUCUUUUGGGGUCAUGGAUCGAGCGAUCCGCUCGUCAAACCCAUAUUCGCAGAAGAAUCAGUCGAAUUUCUGAAAUCAGUUGGCAUAUCGAAUGCAAAACCUGGGGAAUUGAGUGGACUUUCAUAUAACGUUUAUCCUGGUGUUGGUCAUAGCACUAAUAUGCAGGAGCUAGAGGAUUUGAAAGUGUGGAUUGCCAAAGUUAUCCCAGAGCAACCGUAA